This is a messenger RNA of Suricata suricatta (meerkat), 1231 nucleotides long. RefSeq names its product phosphorylated adaptor for RNA export (gene PHAX). Lineage: Eukaryota; Metazoa; Chordata; Mammalia; Carnivora; Herpestidae. Gene Ontology annotation, cellular component: nucleus. The transcript is spliced from 4 exons. The coding region runs from base 122 to 1093 and encodes 323 amino acids. Gene Ontology annotation, biological process: snRNA export from nucleus. The record is from RefSeq and is a predicted model, not a curated record.
GCACGUCGUCUGGGCAGGAGCCGGCCCCUCGCGGGGGCGCCCGAGCAGCCGCCGCCGGCCCGACCUGCUCGCCGCCCCGCCGGAAGUGCUCUCCUGACCCGCCGCGCCACGCCGCGGGAAGAUGGCGCAGGACGCCGGCGACAUGGAAGAUGGGCAGCUUUCCGACUCGGAUUCCGACAUGACGGUCGCACCCAGCGACAGGCCGCUGCAGGUGCCGAAAACGCUGGGUGAGGACAGCCUAGUGAGGCCCUUCCAGGAUACUGAAACACCGUGCGCCCCAGCGCCACAUUAUCGGACUGUUAAAAGUGUGGAUUCCAGUGAGGAGAGUUUUUCUGAUUCAGAUGAUGAUAGCUCCCUUUGGAAACGCAAGCGACAGAAAUGUUUUAAUCCUCCUCCCAAGCCAGAGCCUUUUCAGUUUGGCCAGAGCAGCCAGAAACCACCUUUUCCUGGAGGAAAGAAGGUUAACAACAUAUGGGGUGCUGUGCUCCAAGAACAGAAUCAAGAUGCAGUGGCCACUGAACUUGGGAUCUUGGGAAUGGAGGGCACUAUUGACAAAAGCAGACAGUCCGAGACUUACAAUUAUUUGCUUGCUAAGAAACUUAAGAGGGAAUCUCAAGAGCAUACGAAAGAAUUAGACAAAGAGCUAGAUGAAUAUAUGCACGGUGGCAAAAAAAUGGGAUCAAAGGAAGAGGAAAAUGGCCAAGGUCAUCUCAAACGAAAACGACCUGUCAGAGACAGGCUAGGGGACAGACUAGAAAUGAACUACAAAGGCCGGUAUGAGAUCACAGAGGAAGAUUCGCAAGAGAAAGUGGCUGAUGAAAUUUCUUUCAGGUUGCAGGAACCAAAGAAAGAUCUGAUAGCACGAGUAGUGAGGAUAAUUGGGAACAAAAAGGCAAUCGAACUUCUGAUGGAAACGGCUGAAGUGGAACAAAAUGGCGGCCUCUUUAUAAUGAAUGGUAGUCGAAGAAGAACACCAGGUGGAGUCUUCCUGAAUCUCUUGAAAAAUACUCCCAGUAUCAGCGAGGAGCAAAUUAAGGUAAAAAGUGUAGUGCCCUUGACUUUUAAGAUCCAUCAUAAUUUGACUUUUACUUAGCUUCUGUUAAUUCCCAUCACCAGUUCUGCCUGAAAUGGAUCAAUUUAGUCAUUGUCUCAUGUCAAGUAAAACAUGUGCCUUUAUAAACUCUGCCUCUUCUAUUUUUUUAAAUUUAUUUUUGAGAGACAGCGCGAGCAG